Molecule: messenger RNA, 591 nt
Organism: Cornus florida
Lineage: Eukaryota; Viridiplantae; Streptophyta; Magnoliopsida; Cornales; Cornaceae
Exons: 1
Coding region: 1-591 (196 amino acids)
Source: RefSeq, a predicted model, not a curated record
AUGGAAUCAAUUCAUAAUAUUAUUGCUCACUACAAGAGUAACCUAACUUUUAUAACUAGUGUUGAUCCGGAUUUUUAUAGCAUCUUUAAUCUUGUUAAAGAUGUAACAACUUUAGCUUUAUCUCAUAUUCCACUUAUUGUCACUUUGUCACUGUAUCUGUCUUGUGUUGUUCGUGCGUCUUCUGUUAGAAUCCAUGUGGAUAGUGAUAAAGAUGUGUUAGAGAUGUUUAAAGUAAAUGCUAGUAAGAGAUUGAUAGACUUGUAUAUUGACAAGGUUGUCACUGAUGUGAGUCCUGAAUUUAGCUCAAUUGAGGCCAUGGACUUUGAUGAUAGGAAUUUUGAUGACAUUAAUUUUAAUGAUAGUAACCUGGAUAAUAAUGAGACAAAUGUCAAUGACAAUGAUGCCAGUAAUGUGAGAGACAAUGAGACCAAUGUCAAUGACAAUGAUGACACUAAUCUGAAUGACAAUGACACCAAUGUGAAUGAGAACAAUAGAGGACAUCUUGAGGAUGAGUAUGAUUUGGAAGAUGACAAUGAUAUAUUUAGGUUUAGAUCUGAAGAUGAGGAAUGGGAAAAUAGUGGAAAGGGAUAG